Messenger RNA from Camponotus floridanus (Florida carpenter ant), 649 nucleotides. RefSeq lists its product as uncharacterized. The coding region runs from base 26 to 460 and encodes 144 amino acids. The transcript has 2 exons. Lineage: Eukaryota; Metazoa; Arthropoda; Insecta; Hymenoptera; Formicidae. The record is from RefSeq and is a predicted model, not a curated record.
UCGCGCCUCCGCGACAACAUCGUAGAUGCCCCCUCCUCAGUGUCGGACGGUGUAUCGCGACUACGACGCGCGGAACGACACGAAACACCACGAGCGGCGGCGACUAACCAAUGCGGGCGAAAGAGGCGAACGCAAAGGUGACGGCGACGGCGGCGGCCGCCGAAGCGACACGGUGGUCGUUGUCGGUUCGCGCUACGCCGACACUUUUGCCGGGUGCGAGCGACCCGGCCAACGACGUGUCAACUGGCGCAGGGUGCCCUCUCGCGACUCCCACCACGACCCUGCACCACCGUCGAGGGAGUUCUCGUGCGCCACUUCGUCCUGUUACCUCUUCAACGGCGUUGUUAAAGAGGUAUGGAUGCCACCGGGUGGCCGCCUCUUUGGAAAUUGCGAGCUUAACGUCGUUUCCACGUUUGACGUAAGAAUAAAAUACUGGGGCGAGAAAGUAGAUUACACCUAGGAUUGCCAGACUCCAAUUUAGUAAAAUUUUUUCUCCGGAGGACGCUACUUGUCCUCCAAUUUCGGGAUAUAUCGAAAUGUAUUAAUAAUUACGGCUGCAAUAUUUAUUUAUUUAUUUUAAUUCAUCUGCCUAUUCGAUUUCCUUUUUUAAAAUUGUGUCCUCCAUUCGGGAUUUUCAAUUCUGGCAAUC